Dentiscutata erythropus is the source of this 153-nucleotide messenger RNA. The record is from the annotation of a GenBank genome assembly. Lineage: Eukaryota; Fungi; Glomeromycota; Glomeromycetes; Diversisporales; Gigasporaceae.
CUGAUGAGAAUUUUUAUUUACAACCACUUGAAGAUCUUAAAGAACAAUCUUUAUCUGCACAAAAUAUUGAUUUUAACACUCUCUUACAAUCGGCAAAAUUACUAUUACAAGCAAUCUUUGCUAAUUCAAUUCAAGAAAAUAAUGAUAAUACAA